Molecule: messenger RNA, 4157 nt
Organism: Penaeus indicus
Lineage: Eukaryota; Metazoa; Arthropoda; Malacostraca; Decapoda; Penaeidae
Exons: 13
Coding region: 98-3187 (1029 amino acids)
Biological process (GO): proteolysis
Molecular function (GO): serine-type endopeptidase activity
Source: RefSeq, a predicted model, not a curated record
GUCGAAGACUGCUGUGGAGUGAAGCUUGCAGCUCCUCAUCUCGGCGUUGGACUGACUCGACUGCACCUGUCGCGUUUUCAUAUAGUGUGUGCUACUUAUGCUCAAGUAUUUUAAGGGCAUGUUACGCCGGGCGGUGGUCGUGGCCGCGGCGGCGCUGCUGCUCGCCGCGCCGCCCGCAGGAGCCUCGUGGCGCUUUGAGGACAGGUCGACUCGGCCUCCGGCGUCGGCCUCGUCUAUCGUCACGUCCAGCUCGACCAUCACUACCUCCUCUUCAACUUCGACUUCUGUUUCCACGCCUGAUGAAGUCCAGACAGCAGCAGAAGCGAAGUCCAUCCCGCAGCUUGCCGUUAACGAAACUGAACCUCGAUUCAUUGGAAGUCUCAAGAAGAAACUGUGCAGUGUUGGCCUCGGACUGAACAAAGAGCUUGUUUUUAAGGGUUGCAAAGACACGGGUGUCGCCAAGAUAAGAGUCACUCGACAAACCUCGGAGAAUUCAAAUGACCCUGCGACACGGUUAAUCGGACUGUUAGGUGGUCUAGGUAGUGGGAGUGGUUUGGAUGGUCUCAAAGGCCCAGCGUUUGUGCCAUCUUUUGGGGUUAAUUUUGGGAGUUUACCGACGGGUGGUGGUUAUGGGCCUUAUGGUAGCCCUUACGGUGGCAAUCCGCUGGGACUCGAUCUCGGGCCUGUGUCCGUAAACCCGUUCGUGGGAUUCAAAGUGGCGAAACUCGAUGGGAGGCCGAUCCUAAACCCGACGUUUGACCUCCUAGUGACUCCCAAUGCAAAGGGUGUCCACGCGCUCAAUGGUCUGAAAGAAGGAAUUAAACAUCAGUUUGGAGGCGGAUACCCUGGUCCCUAUCCCGGCCCUGUUCCUGGUCCCUAUCCCGGUCCUGUUCCUGGUCCCUAUCCCGGUCCCAUCCCUGGUCCCCUCCCAGGUCCCGUCCCAGGUCCCUAUCCAGUCCCUGUACCCUAUCCAAAUCCUCCGUACAACCCUUACCCACAGCAACCCGUUCCUCCUGUAUAUACACCUCCUGAGCCUGUGUACACCCCCCCUAAACCUGUGUAUACCCCACCCAAGCCAAUAUACACCCCACCCAAGCCAAUAUACACCCCGCCAGUAUACACCCCGCCCGUCAAGCCCAUUGCCGACUACAGCAACCAACACCACAAACCUCCGGGUUAUGUCGCCCCCGUGGCUGACUUCUCGCCUGCCGUCCACAUCCCUCACAGGCCCAUCUCGGGAUUCCAUGGCGAUGAACCGGUCCAAGUCCACCACCACGAGCACACCCACUACCAUGACCACGACCACGACCACGACUCCUCUCGCCCAUUUACCUCCGGGGGCUUUGUUCCUAGUUUGCAAGGCUUUGGUCGUUCUGAUCUCCGUCUGGAUGACGACGAGCCACUGCCUCUCGCUUCCUCGUCCUCGUUAUCGUCACCGAGUUCCUCUUUCUUUCCCUCGUCGUCGAGUAAGUUUGACCGUUCGGAGUCCUCCAAGGUGACUUUCUCGACGCGCGCGUCCGAUUCGCCCAAGUCGUCGUCGGGUUCAUCGUUCAAGUUCCCGGAUUCCGUAGCAGUAAUGUCGCACUCGCACCGAUUAAUCGAAAGGCGGAAGUGUAAGAGCUUACGCCACUGUAACAAGCCCGCUACAUUGUUCCUCAAGGUGGCAGGGAACCGGGAGGGAAACCCAUCUUCACCGCGUCUCAUAAGCGAGGUGGGCGACUUCCUGAGUAGCCUCCCCAUUGAUGUAACGCUGAGACUCUCUAACCAUCCUCAUCCUCCUCACUACGCCCUUCCCGCCCCCUAUCCUCCGCCCUCGCCCCACGCAACCACCGAGCCCCACCCAUAUUCCGAAACGUCUCCUGCACGCUUAGGAUCCUUACCCACUUCUCCUCUUCCUUCUUCUUCUUCUUCUUCUUCUUCCUCUCAUCCUUCGAGCUUGCAAAGACUGAAUCCUCUACAGCCCUUCCCUCCUCCUCACUCACCUCUCGGCUUGUCUCGCCUGGGGCUUCCUGUCUCCCCCCUGCGACACCCUCCCCCUCCCCCGGGCGCUCCUCCUUCCUCCCUGCGACCUCUUCGACAUGGGACCUUACUGGACAGAAGGUUAGGCGUGCCCGUGCUGCAUGACCCCUUGCGGUUGAGGCCUCCGUUCGUGCAUGGACUUCCUCCUCCUCCUCCUCCUCGUCCUCCUCACGGCAUGCGUCGGCCGCUCCCACCCCUCGGCUACCUCGGCGAGGACAGGCUCUGCCGCCACGCCAACUGCAGGGGCCUCGCCUACUACUGCCAGCGUGAUUUCGCUUCCCCCGAGUGCGCCCUGUUCGAGGUGUGUUGCAACCCUGAGAUAUUCCAGGGCGCUUUCUCCUCCUCCUUCAAUUCCUUCGCUAAUCCUGGGACCUGCGGCUAUAGGCUCACGGAGGGCAUCAACGGGAGAAUCCGACAGCCACUGCAGAAGGAAGGGGAUGCUGAAUUCGGCGAGUACCCUUGGCAAGCCGCAAUUCUGAAGAAGGAAGGGGUUGACAACGUGUAUGUGUGUGGAGGAACUCUUAUAGACGACCGACACGUGCUAACAGCUGCUCACUGUGUUAAAGGAUAUGAUGCCAUUGAACUGAGGGUAAGAGUCGGCGAGUGGGACGUGAACAGUGACACCGAAUUCUACACCCACGUCGAGAGUGAUGUCAAUGGUGUAUUUGUUAACCCUGAUUUCUAUUCGGGGAACCUCAUCAACGACAUCGCCGUCGUCAGGAUGACCGUCCCUGUUGACUUCGUUAAAAACCCCCAUAUCUCGCCGGUGUGCCUUCCCGCCCGGAGCCAAGACUUCACAGGGCGUCGUUGCUGGAUCACAGGCUGGGGCAAGGACGGCUUCGGCGAGGAGGGCCAGUACCAGAGUAUUCUGAAGGAAACGGACCUGCUGGUGAUACCGCCUGGAGAGUGCCAAGCUAGGCUGCGUCAGACGAGGCUCGGGCCUUCGUACAGACUGCACCCCGGCAUGCUGUGUGCUGGAGGCGAGCUGGGCAAAGACGCGUGCAAGGGUGACGGCGGAGGCCCCCUAGCUUGCGAAGACCCGACUGGCAGGUUCCAGUUAGCCGGCAUCGUCUCCUGGGGGAUUGGGUGCGGCCAAGCGGGGAUUCCUGGUGUUUACGUCAACGUGGCUUACUACAUAGACUGGAUAGCACAGAUUACGCAGUUUUAAGUCGAAGUCGGUUGUCUGUUUUCCUUCGUGGGUUGUAGAGAAGGACGCGAAAGAAGGAGAAGAUUAGACGGAGGAGAUGGAGGCGAGAAAUAGAAAAUGAAGGAAGUGAAAGAAGGAGAGGAUUAGACGGAGAUGGAAGAGAAAAAGAGAAAAUGUCUUGUUUUCUGGAGUGUCAGCUGGAAAGUAGUAGACGAAAAGGGGGUGAAGAAGGCGGAAGAAAAAAGUAAAAGAGAGAGAAUAGAAAUUUUAAAAACUACAUAUUAGUUGUUUUGUUCUGGAGAAUAGCGGUUCAUCUACGCUGGAAGGAAACUGCACAGGCGUUAAUUUAAUGUCAUAAGUAGUUCGUCUCAGUUAGAUUUCAUUUCAGUAUAUCACUUCACUCUUGUUUUUUUUUACACAUCACAACAUUUGUUUUCCAUGCUGUUAAUAAAUGUACUGUUAUUAUUACAGAGUAAGAAUUUAAAAAAGAAAAACAUUUCACGUGAUUGUCAUUCAGUCUUAAAAAGGGAUUUAUUUUGAGAAACGCUUCUUGCCAUUAUCACUGUUCUUAUUGAUUUUAGUUAUAUUUGUCAUUACUGUAACUAUUGAUAUUGUCAUUACUAUUAUUAUUUCUGUCAUUAUUAUUAUUAUCGUCAUUACUAUUUUUUAUUAUUAUUAUUAUCACUAGUAUUACUAUUAUUAUUAUCAUUAUUAUUAUUAUUUUAUUAGUCUUGUUAUUAUUCUAUUAUUAUUAUCAUUAUCAUUAUUAUUGCGAUGGUGAUGAUGAUGAUAAUGAUGAUGAUGAUGAUGAUGAUGAUUAUGAUUACUAUCACCUUUAUCAUCAUUGAUCCAAGUGCGUUCUAUUAUCAAUCACUGUUACGUAUUUUUUUUACCUGGUUUGUGAGUGUCGCUGCUGGCCAGCUGGUAUGUGUAAAUACAUGUUAACUUGUUAUUCAGUUACUAAAAGAAAUAAAGCAAGUAAGUUGUGUCA